AAUGUCCCCGGCACUUUCCCAAAGUGUAAUCGGAAAAAGAUCGACACUUCGUUCUUCUGUGCUUGAAGCAGAGGUUGAACAAUGGAGUAUUGUUAUUCCAACAGUGAGCAAGACCUCAAAACCUAUUUAGGUUAUCAGAACAAGAUGACUCACAACAUCCUGAAGGGUUUACAUCGUGUUGAACUUGGUGGAUACAACUACUGGCCACUCUUUUCACAAAUUGGAAUUCGCCUUUACAGCUAUGAAGAAAUUCCGACCUUUUUAAAGGGCAAUCCUUACAUCACUGAUGGAUAUCGGGCCUACUUACCAUCAAGUUUAUGCAUCAGAAGCCUCUUUGUAUUGUCCAAUGAGAGUGUGAACAUUUGGAGCCAUUUGCUGGGGUUUUUCCUGUUCUUUGUCAUUGUCCUACACGAUACUUGCUUCCUGCUCCCGUCAUCGAACAGCACGAGGGAUGACUACGUGGUUUUCAUUAUUUUCGGCUUUUGUUUUCAGUUCUGCAUGUUGUGCUCAGCGGGAUACCAUCUAUUCUGCUGCCACCACUCAGAGAAGACCAGUCAGCAGUGGCUUGCUCUUGAUUAUGCUGGCGUCUCCGUAGGAAUGCUGGGAUGUUAUGUCCCAGGGGUCUUUUAUGCCUUCUAUUGUGCUGAGUAUUGGAGACAAGUGUACCUUAUAACCGUGCUGGCCAUGAUUUUUGUAAUGUUCCUCACGCAAAUCCAUCCGCAUUAUGCCUCUCAGCAUUGUCACAAGCUGCGCAUUUUGCUGUUCUGCUUUAUUGCGGCCUAUGGAUUAAUUCCCACCGUUCACUGGAUAUUUCAGAAUGGAGGAAUUGGGGAGCCAGUUGUUAAGGUGUUUGCACCGAGAGUAGGUGUGAUGUAUCUACUAGCAAGUUUGGCAUUUUUGUUUUAUUACAGUAAGGUACCCGAGAGGUACUUUCCUGGUGGAUACUUGAAUUACAUUGGCUGUAGUCACCAGUGGUGGCAUUUCUUGGUUGUUUUAAUGUUCUAUUGGUGGCAUCAGACUGCUGUUCAUAUAAUGCAUUAUCGACAUGAACAGCCAUGUCUAAAAAUAACAGAAUAAGUUCUUAAGUUACAAGUUUUCCAGCAUUUCCUCAAGAGGACUGCUUUGCAAUUAAGAACAAAAAAAACCUACUAAUUAAUUCUUCAGUUCUACAAGUCUUCUAAUCAACUGCAUGAUGGCCUUCUAAUUUACUUUUAAAAAAAAAAGUGAAUGUGUCUCGAUUACGUGCUGGAAGUUUGAAGAUUGUCCUGUGGUACAUCAUGGUACUGUGGCACCUCGUCAGUAGUUGCUCAGACUUAGCAUGAAGCUGCCUUUCUAAGCAGCUAAACCAAUGGCUGCCUGUUUUUCUAACACUUGGAUUGUGCCAGUAACUACUCAGAUUCAUGGUGCAGUAAAGGCAGCUACAACUAAAUGCCUUUUAACUGGAAGCGAAUGCAUGUAUUUGUAAAAUACAAACUGUAUUGAAUUGUUUUGAGGUGCAUUAUAAUGCCUGCCUUGUUCAUUGUUCUACGUUUUGUAGCAAUGAUUUAAUAUGUACUGUAACAUGUAUGCUGCAAAUUUAUUAUAACUAGAGGACAGAAAAGCAAUUGUACUGCAUGCAAAGUAGCAAACUAAAUGUUUACAUGUCUAACCUGUGCUGCUCCUUAACAGUAAUAUUUUUUCCUGAUAUUUAAUGUGAUAAGAAGUUCAAUAAUCACUAAAUUUGGCUUUAUGUUGUGAAGUAACCAAUUCACUUGAAAGUGCACUGACCAUUUUAAAAAGGUUUUUCAUAAUUGGUCUAGUAAAAUUAAUUCAUUUGUAGAAAAUUUAUGUGGGAGUUAAAUUUUCAGAGGAAGGAGCGGAAAGUUGCUCAACUUUUUAUUUUUCUAAAAGGGGAAAUUACAUGUUAAUCUUUGGUUAUUAUAUCCCUGCUAUGUAAUGUUUUAUUCUACAAUUUUGUUUUGGCCCACGUGUGUUGAUAAGUAUUAGAAACUAAUUUCAGGAAAUGCUGAAUAUGCAAGUGGUUUUAUAUUCCCAUUCACUUGAAGAGCAAAUGGAAAAGGAGCUGAAAUUCUAUUAUGGUUACAGUAAUACUUAGGGCAUAAAUGGCUGUUUGGAUGCAUGCUUUAAUUUCUUGGAAAAUCUUUGGCUUUCAUUGGAAAGGCUAAUGUAAAAUAGGAAUGUCGUUUAUACACUUUGCUAACCCACAGUGCAUUAGUCUUGUACUAAGCCUGAAUUUUCUUCAGGAUUCAGUACCAUAGCCAGCAGAGAUCCUAAAGAGUGUCCCAACUUAAGUCUUAUAAUUGGAAGUGCGAGUUUCCAAUAUAUAGUUUACUUUAACCACACUAUGUAAAUUGGCAAAAUUAAAUCUUGUAUACUCCAGGCAAGAUUAACCUUUUAUUUGAAGAAAAAUUUGCAACCUUUGUUCUAAUACAGUGUAACCAUAGCCAUGUUUUAGUAAUACACAAGGAUACACUCUUAGCUGUGAUGUAUGCAAUCUGCUAAAUGGAUUUGAUAUAAAAUGGACAAAUAUCUAGAGAUCAUGGAUUACAAAAUAGCUGAUUCUAUGAUAGUGAAGCUGAGAAACUCCGUGCAAGAAUCAACAAUUUUCCAGAAAUAAGACCAGACUCUAACAGAUACUCUCUGACCUGCAGUAAAAUUUGAAGUUUAGGUAUCUUCGGUUGUGUUACAACAGUCACAAAACUCUGCAUGUCCAUUUUAUCACUGCAGCCAUGAAGCUAAAAUCAUUGUUUUGAAUUGUAUGGAAUGGCUAAAUUACAGAAUUUUGCUACUCGUCUUCCCUUUGAGCUGGUAGGUAGGUAGGUUGGUGGUGCCCAUUCUUACAAAUAGUAUGUCACCUUCACCCCCAUGCUAUCCCAGUUUCAUAGCACUUGUUCUACCCCUGUUCCAACAGCUCUGUCGUUACAGAAUAUCCCUCGGAUGUGAAAAAAUGCUUUUCGUACAGAUGAUUUGAGAUUGAUGACAACACAAAAUCCUAUUCUAUUAUUGUUCACGUGGUUGGUGUUUUGUUGCAAAGCUCCUUGUGCCAAAUUUGUCCAACUCUUGCAGUUGGUCUACUUUGAAAUAUUGUGCUCAUUCCC
Messenger RNA from Rhincodon typus (whale shark), 3098 nucleotides. RefSeq names its product progestin and adipoQ receptor family member 3-like. Gene Ontology annotation, cellular component: membrane. The transcript has 7 exons. The record is from RefSeq and is a predicted model, not a curated record. NCBI's taxonomy places the organism in Eukaryota, Metazoa, Chordata, Chondrichthyes, Orectolobiformes, Rhincodontidae. Gene Ontology annotation, molecular function: signaling receptor activity. Bases 82 to 1077 code for a protein of 331 amino acids.